This is a messenger RNA of Plasmopara halstedii, 8844 nucleotides long. Its product is annotated as ankyrin repeat domain protein. The coding region runs from base 1 to 8844 and encodes 2947 amino acids. NCBI's taxonomy places the organism in Eukaryota, Oomycota, Peronosporomycetes, Peronosporales, Peronosporaceae. Gene Ontology annotation, molecular function: protein binding. The transcript is spliced from 3 exons. Gene Ontology annotation, cellular component: ciliary inversin compartment. The record is from RefSeq and is a predicted model, not a curated record. Gene Ontology annotation, biological process: protein localization to ciliary inversin compartment.
AUGGAGCUCAGAGGACGCCGACGGCACGAUCAACAACGACUUUUAGUCGAGUUGGAGCAAAAUGACUCUCUGUAUCCGUGGGAAAAAGCAGAUGAAAGCAAGAGAAUAAACUCAACCAGAAACGCAAACCGUAGCCGACCGCUCAAUCCCAGCUAUGGCAACCAUGUCAGCACCGUAUCAACGCCACCUUAUCAGCCACGAGGAUUUCGAGACACAGCAACAAAGCCGCAUGCAGAGCGUCGGACGCAGCAGCUUGAUGUCAAACGCUUAAGCUCAAAGCAAUCGAAGAAAGAUGUAUUUGGAAUUAAUAGGGACUCAAAACUUCCGCGCUAUCAGCAGCAUUGUGCACAGCAAGCUGCUAGGUUGUCUUUGGCACAACCAUCGGCGGCUCAAGUUAUGAUCAAGGCGAUUCGACAAAACAUUGACUUACGUGAUCAAGUGAUGGCGCGAUUACAUCAGGGCCUGAUGGGAGAGCUGCCUCUGCAUCGGGUACCGCGCUUGGAGGAUAACUUACCGCGCUUGGGGGAUAACUUCCCGCGACAAAUUAUAACAUUGCUUAACAGGAUGCGCAGUCUGUCUCUGAGUUUGGUGGAGGCCGUCGUGUAUUUGAGCAGCGAAUUAAGCAACUUUGACGCGGAUACCUCCGAUUACGUACACGACACUUUACACAAAGAAUUUUACCCCUAUUUGCUACAAAUGGCGUCAUGUAAUACCAAGUCUCUCACGUGCUGCUCUCCCCAGCUACAGCAAUUAUUUGUAGACUUUCAGGCUAGCUUGACGCGAAACCCAUUUCUGGAUGGUUUGUCGCUGGACUCGUCCGAGAUAUUAUUGUGUUCUUGCCAUCAAAGCAUGUCGUCUAGUGGUUUAUUCUGCUCAGCUUCGUCUCUAACAUCGUCACGCUUGCGAUCUUUGACACAGAAACUUGCAUUUUUUGCACUUCAGACGCAACGAUACCUUCCAAGCUGGCAAAACUUACCAGCAGAGCGAGUGGUUGCGGCGUUGCUUCAUCUACUGGAUGUGGAAGCCUAUUUAACUGCCAACCCAAUUCUGCCAGGGUAUCUCAAUUCGCACAAUAGCCACGGAGAUUACUUGCAUCGUUCCACCCAGAUGGAGUACGGACAUGACGAUGGAGUUUUGGAAAAUGAAAGCAUACAACGGCGGUAUUCUCAUGUUCUACAUGAGGAAGGCGAUCAAUUUGCAAGCGGAAUACCCGUGAUAAAUGCUUGGGCUGGUUCACCAACAGCGAAAAUGUCAGGGCCGUCCGAAUAUAGUCCAUCAAAACUACGAGAAUCAAUGAAACAGUCGUCUUGGCGAGAAGAUGACUCAAAUCAAUUAAACAAGAAAGAUGUGAUGUCAUCUGCAAUUAGACUGCCGUUUCCUACACAAUUCAACAUUUCUGAUAAUACGGGCAAACACGAAGACAUCAAGUUAUUUGACGAAGGUGAAAGGAAGUCAAGUCUCGUAAAUCAAGCUCUGCUCUCUAAACGCACGAUAUAUGCGACGCAGGAGAACGAAACAGACAGAUCCUUUUCUUCAGCAUGGAUUCAACAAUCUCCCGGUCCUAACUUUGAUCGAAAAGAUUCACUCCGGAAUGGUUUUGCUACAUUCACGUCGACAGAAACUUCAACUGAUAGUCUUGAUCUGAAUCAAACUAGAGUGGUGUUGCCAUUACCCUCGCUAGAUUUGAAUACAAGUGCUAAAGUCACGUUGGAUCGAUCUGGUAUUCAAAAGAAUCUUAGUCGCAAAAAGACGGGAAACAUCGAUGCCGGUACUAAAAUGAGUCGAGCAAGCUCAUUAGAUGAGGAUAAAAUGGAGAGGUCAAAGAGCAUUACAGAGUAUGAUGAGUUUUGUCGUGCUCGCGAACGAAUUGAUGAGGAGACAAAGCUAUCCGUUUUGGUGAACAGACACGCAUUUUCGCCAGAAGUGAGACCUGCAACAAAAACAUUUAGGUCGAUAAAAGCUUUGGAUUCUAUUGAGCCUACUGACGCUUCAGCUGGAGAAAGUAACGCUGCUUUAUCAGUCAAUUACGGUACAGCGACAGAUUACGAGGACGGAUGUGGAUGCGACUUUGAGUACUCGUCUGACGCGGCAUUAUCCGGUAUUGCGAUGGUAUUGCAGAUGCUGCCGGAUUUUUCCCUCUUCACUUCAACGCCUUUGCCAGUUGUUGAAGAAGUGGAAUUCAAAAACGAUGUGCGAAAUAUUGAAGGCGAAAAUGGAAUGCUGUGCACAGCGAACGAGCAAAAAUUAGUUUUAAUCGACAGUGCUGUCAUGGAUAGCGCAUAUACUCCACCGUUGAUUGCUAACGUGGACCCAAUACCGACGUCCAGGACGCUUGCACCAAUCGUGAAUGGCGGCAUAUUAGGAAAUUGUGUAUAUGAAUUGGAAGAUGUCGAACAGAAAGCGGAUUUGCUCAAAUCAGAUAUCGACGAGUUCGCCUAUACGUCAGAAUCAGCAAUCUCGAACAUUGCUAUGGCCUUAAGUUUAUUGCCGAGUGUCUUGAAUCAUCAAGUUUGUUCCGUUUCAGCAAAGGAAGCAGACAUUCAGUCGAGGAUAGAUUCGUUCAAGAAUACCACGUAUCAAUCAAUAGAUACUAGACCAAUGCAACUUCAGCAAACGCCAAGAGUCGACGAAGCGGCAAAUGUAUCGAUUGAGUAUAACGCACAAAAGUACUCUUUUUCGCCUAGUCUACGCAGCAUCGGUGGAAAAAAUUCAGGUACUUCAUUCUGCAGCGAGACUUCUGCCGUCGACGACAGCGUUGCGGCAAAAACAUCGCCUGCUCCAUCAUAUAGCGCAAAUUUUGCUGCGUUGAGCUGCGUUGAUGCCGAAGCAUCCGACUUAAAACGCAUCUUUGCGCUUUGUCAAGACAUUCAGGUGACUGCGCUUGAUAUGAGUCGGUGGAUCUCUCAACAAGAAUUCGAGGAUAAUAUGCGUUCGCUGGCGCGGCCAUUUCUGUCGGUUACGAGUUACUCGUCACCGUGUAGGCCCUGUUCAGAUGAUGCUGUCAGAUUCUUAGAGUCCGAACUGAAGAUGCUGCGACGAAACUUGAUAUGCUGGAAAAAAUGGAUUGUUGAUCAUCAAAGUGCAAAGUCAACGGUUCGUAGAGUAGUGGCAACGCGAAAAGUCCAAACUUUUGUUCUUCUGCACCACAUUCGGCACGUUCAAAAUCAAGCUGAGAAGGAGAAUAAUCUUCGGUCUAAUCUUGCGUCGCGGAUACAGCGCAAUUGGAGAAUUAACAGGUACAACAGAGAUGUGUCGAAUCGUAAAGUUGCUUUUUGCGCUGUUAAUCUGGCGUUCCGCCGUGUUGUUUUCUUUGUUGGUAUAUCACGACGACGACGUCAACGUGAACACUGUAAGGAGAUAGUUGUGCGGUGGUGGAGACACGAACGGUCUCGUAUCAAAAAGAAGAAACUAAGGCGGGAAAAAGCGGUUAGAGAUCAGGACCGACGCGCAAGAGCUGAAAGGAACAUUUAUAACUUUUUAAAGGAAGUUUUACUUCGACGAAAGCUAAUAGCAACGCAGGAAUUGGCGAACAAGAGAUUUUUUGAAAAGAAACGUAAAUGGAAUAAUGCGAAGCGACAGAUGAAGAAGAAAUUGAAACUCGAUGGUAAACAUCGUAUUGAUCUUAUUGCCGAUUUGGAUGCACAAUUUGCAGAUCUCGCGCGCAAGUAUAAACAGUCUGAAUACGAGCGACAAGCCUUACUCACGCAUCAUGAACGCUUUGUAUGUCAACAGCAGCAAGCAGUCGAGAUACGACGUAGACGGCUUGCAGCACUCAAGAUCCAGAUGUUUUUUCGAGUUUCUGUUUUUCACGAAAAGCUCCUUCGAGUGGAAGCACAGAGAAAAAAGUACGUUGUUGAGCUUCAAAAAGAGCACUUAACGAAGGCCAGGCGGAAUUUUCAGAUUCAAAAGCAACACACAACAACUCGAACGCAGGUGCGCGUGUUGAAGCGAAAAAUUGAUCGAAUGACUCAAAAUGCCAUUUAUACUGACACACAACACAACCACGUCGUUCAAAAUUAUCGCGAGCAAGAAAGAAUUACUCGUGAGCAUGUCGCUCGACAGAAGGUGAAAGGUUUUCUAGUCUAUCGGAUGGUUGUACGAAGAGCAAACCGCGAAUGCCAAAUGCUCUUGCGUGAUCAAGCACAGUUACGAGCAGAAGUGGCUGAGAUUGAUGUUAUGCUUUGUGAAGAUCAGCGGGAGCAGCAGAGAGCAGCGUUUUUGAUUGUGUCAGAGCUAAAGCAACGCUUGCUUGAAAUCGAAGUGCGACUAGAGAUUUUGCAAACUCAACUGGCUGCAGAGAAGGAGGAGGCAGCUCGGCAAGCAACAAAAGCUCCAGAGCACAGCAAACUUCAAGCCUUUAUGCAUCAGAUAUUGUCGUGGGGGGCCACGCACCUUCAGCUUACCGAGCUGCGGAAGGAAAUUGACGCAGUAAGAGUGCUAGCAGCGGUUGAAAUGGCUGAAGAGAAAAAGAAACAGCGUGAAGAGAUUGACGCGAAGAUACGAGAAAUUACCUCAAUCAAGGCGACAAGCGUCAUCCAGCGGUACACUGGUCAGAAACGGACUUUCAAAACAGCUGAAAUGAUGCGAACACAGCUCGAGCACGAAACAUUGAAGCAACAAGCUAUUGCCGAGCGCAGUCGAGCACAGGUCGUGCAACUCAUUCUCGAUGUCAAAUUACUGACAGAGCGCGAGACUAUCAGUGGUAUUACACAAGGCCUACACGGCAUGAUGCAGGUGUGCAAGAUGCAAGCUCACAAAUUUUUCACACUAAAGCAGCUUCAAAAUGACCAUUUCGCACGCAUUAUUCAACGAGUCUGGCGACGACGUCAGCACAAGCAUAAAUGGCAAGAAACAGCUUUGGUGAGCAUAAAUGAAAAUAAGCGAAAACAAAAUUUUGUUCAUAAGAUCCAGGUCGGGUGGCUCAAGUCCUUUCAAGUGCGACGCAGACGGCGUGACCAGCAACUUGUUUUCGAUGCGCACUUGGACAAAACUUGUAUUCAAACCCAUGUCCGCAAAAUUCAGUGCACAUGGCAAUGUCGGGCUCAGCGUAAGGGAGAGCAACGGCGCAUUUCGAUACAAAAUCCGGAGUUUAUUUACCAGGAAACAAGCGUUCGAAAAAUUCAAAAGAUUUGGAAGCAAUACUAUCAAUACGGGCUGGCACGAAGACACGUUAAGCGGCUGGCGCAUGACGCGCUGAUAAAAUUAAUUUGCUUACAUGCCAACGCACGUAAGAUCCAGAGAACGCUGAGACGUUGGGCUCAAUCUGAGCUGAAACAAAGUCAGCAGCAGCAGCCGGCGCGUGAAGAGCGCACCGAAUUAAUAAUUUAUCGAUUUAGUUUGAGCGAGAUUCAGCAGAGAUGGGGAUGUUGGAUGGACAUCACAAAAAAGCACGAAGAACGCCAUGUUGCUCAUCAUUGUGUGUAUAUAAAUGUUGUGCGCCUUCAGCGGUGGUGGCGAAGAGUGCGGCAGAAUUCGAGGGCAAAAGCUACAAAGGACCGUAUCGUGCGGAAUGCUUGUGCUCAAGUUAUAAAAAAAAAGUGGAGACAUUGGCAUCGUAUGCGAGUAGCUCAAUGCGAAGCACGAAGGCAGUACGAAAUGGAAAAUCUUGAAACUAUAUCCAGCAAACGGAUACAAAACGUCUGGAGACGAUGGCAUAAAAUGAAUGUCGAACGGAAACAAAAAGUGAAUAAUGAGUAUAUAUUCGCGACUAUGUUGCAGCAGAAAAGUUCCGAAGAAUUCGCUCUUCGAAAUAGAGAGGGAGUUGAGCGUAAACAAAGUAUCCAAGAGCUGCGGGUACAGAAGUCAGGACUUCGAAGGCACCUUGCUGAAGAAGCAAGACGAUCUAAGCAGCGGGCUAUAGAAAAUUGGCGUGUUAGCUCCGCUUUGUUGCUCCAGCGAAAAUGGAAGAUAGCGCAUCACAAACGAAUACAGGAGGAGCAAAUCGCCAACGAAAAUGAAGAGCAGCUACGUCAGCGCAGUGCUAUUAAUAUUCAAACGUUUUGGCGUAAGAAGCAGGUGCAGAUGAAAGUACAACUUCGGAUUGAACGUUUGAAAGACCUUCACGACACAAGAUUAGUAGCAAACCAGCGGAAUUGGAGCAGCCGGCACUACGGAAAUGAAAUGGAACGUCAGAAGAUUCAGCACAGACAAGUCACAGCUGUGCUAGUAAUUCAAACGAUGUGGCUCAAGUGGCAUCGUGUAUUGAAGAAAGGCAUCGAGCGGGGACUUUUUCGAAUGGAACGAGACAAAAUUUCCAUCCAGAUUCAACGAAAUUGGGAAGUAUCACAACAGCGACGAAAAAUGGUUAGAGAACAUCCUCGCAAUCGGGAAAAUUUUAAUGCAUUGAUAAUUCAGAAGAACUGGAGGUGGUUGCGGUACCGUUACUUUGAGCGACCAAGCAAGAUUAACAAUAUGGCAUCACAAAAAGUAAGAAGUGGUGUGGAAGCAGAGCUAAAGGCUGUACAAGAUGAUCAAUCAUAUCACGUAAAGUUAAGUAUCAAGGAAGUCCUUGGUCAACGUAUUGUUCGAGCAGCCAAGAGGUAUUUAAAGAAUCAACGGGAAAUCAAAGCUGCAACUAAGAUCAAGACAGUGUGGAAGAAAAAAGUGUGUCGAAGCCAGUAUAUGCAGCUGCUUGAGGAAAAACAUGCAGAAGAAGCUCGCCAGUAUCAAUUAAAGCUAUCAGUCGUUGCAGCUAAAGUACAAGCAUGUUGGCAACAAUGGCAUGGUGGGCUCCGUCAUGCAAAGCGAGCAGCUGUGAAAAACGAAGAGCUUCACCUGAUUCACGAGGCGAAAGCUUUGGAGCGAAAGCUGGCCGCGGCAAAACGCACGCUGGCUGCAAAACGAAUACAAAGAUCUUUGGCUUCUCGGAAGCGUUUGACUGUCUCUAAAGGUGUCUCCUCCAGCGAAAUCGCAGGCAACUUCGAUCCAUCUAAAGACAAAGAGGAUAUAGAGGCAUUGAAAGAGCCAGUCUUCGAGCUCACAGAAGGAACAGUGGAUCAGUCACAGAUGGAAUGCGAAAGUGAUGAUGAAGCGCUCAACGUUUUAAAGAAGGAUAUAGCUCGUACGACUAUCACGUGGAUCGUCGAAGACUGGAGCCACCGCCACCUGCCGCACAUACUAUCGCGUAGUGUGAAUCAGAUAUAUUUUUGUCACGAGGCUGCAAUUGUGCUUCAAAAGUGUUUUCGAAGCUAUCAAAGACGUCAACAGCUCCAAAUUUAUUUUCAGCAUGAAUGCGCUCGUGCGUGGCUCGCUUGGGACGUUCCUCAGUCAUCCAGUGCCGUAUUUUGUAAUGGAGGACACUUUGCUCUUUUGCGUCUUCGUUUCGACUCGCAGCUGACACUCUGCUUGGAAGAUAAUGACAAUCCGAAGCAGGGAUUGCGCUACCACGUUGUUGGAGAACUGGAACUUCCCCAGUUUGUUCUUCAGCUUCAACAGAUGGAACACGAUUUUGUUCGGAAUCAGCAUCUCAUGAACAUCGCUAUAGAUUCUAAAUUAUCGUCGCUUUCAUCAUCGAACUCAAAAUUGAUGACUUUGAUGGCACCAUCGCCCUCGUCGCAGAGCGCAAAGGAGAAAGUAACAAUUUUUGAUGUGAUUAAAAUUGCAUCCGUAGAAGAUGCAUUGUGUCUACAGCAAAAUGGAGUAGAUAUGUGGACACUUGAGGUGAAGACGCAGCGCAAUGCUUUGCAUUUGCUGUCGUUUUCAAAAGGGAGUGAUUCUUCUCGCUUGAAGCUGCUGGAUUUUCUACUUAACUGUGCUGGUCUCAUUAAUGUUAACGCUUUGGAUUGCAACGGUGAUACACCAUUGAUGUUAUAUGCGUCACAUGGGCAUCUCGGUUUGAUGCAAAAACUGCUACGAAACGGAGCUAAUGUACACGUUACCAACAAAAGCGGCCAAAACUUGCUGCAUCAAGCCUGCGAGAACGACCAAGUUGAAAUCUGUGGAUUCUUGCAUCAACUUAUGCUUAAAGACUCGAUUGCAGCGAAUCUGCCGACAGCAAACACGAUUUCACUGUCGGUAUUAACGGCUCAAUCACUCCACACUCCGGAUAAAACCGGGCGUUUUCCUUUGCAUUAUCUUGUUGAGAAGGGAUUUGUCGAAUGCGCGAAGCAACUAAUGGUCCAUAUAGAAGCUCAUCGCGAUUGGAACCGCAUGCUACAAGCUCAGAGAAAUUCAGACGGUCGAACGGCGUUGCACCUUGCUGUUCGAACGCAUAAUGUAGCCAUGACAGCGCACCUGCUGACUAUUGACGGUGAUACCGAUGUCAAUACGUACGAUUACUUGCAUCGAUCGCCGCUACACUAUGCGGUCGAAUCACCUGCUGCGCUAUCGCAAAUUUCUCAUUUGAUACAACGCGGAGCAAUUGUAAAUGUAGCGGACGAAAGAGGCGACACGCCGCUACACUGGGCGGCGUUUUCUGGCCGUUUAGCUGUGACGCAGAAGUUGCUGUCGCUUGGUGCAGAUUCAACACUGACCAAUAGCGACUGGGAGACUCCCGCUCAAAUUGCUGCAGCCUUUGGCCAGCUGGAUUGCAUGCAACUGAUCCUUCGAGCUCAACAAGAGUUGAGCGCUGAUACGGCAAGUGAUCAAAUGCUGCAACAGAUCAAGCUUUCACCUAAUGACGAUUUUGGUUUGCUGGAAGUAGAGGAACCUGCCAGCAACCUUUAUCGACAAGCCUCAACUCGAUCUUCUGCCUAUAACGAUGAUGAUGCUGCUGCUAAAAAAAAAUUCAGUGCAGACCAGGCUUAUGAACGUUACUGGGAAGAACUGCAUCAAGAUGUUCAACUUGUCGAAGAAAGUGGGCAGUUUUCAUCGGAUGACGAACCGGAGUCUAGUUCGAUUGCUUAG